Molecule: messenger RNA, 2482 nt
Organism: Vitrella brassicaformis
Lineage: Eukaryota; Vitrellaceae
Source: the annotation of a GenBank genome assembly
CCUCGGGCGUGAUUCAUCGUACCGUCGCCGCUGUUCUGCCAUCAUCGAAGUGAGCGCGAGAAUGAUGUCUGGCGCAGCGAAUCCCGUGGGAUCUGGCUCUUGGGGUGGAACUGCCGUAAGCCAAAGCUGACACAGACAACACGCGUUUAUCACCGGCUGCUUGACUUUGCCUUCAGAUAUCGAUGGAAGGGCCCAGGGCGAGAGACGUGGAGCUUUCUCAGCGUCUGAAAGGCACGUUGGAGGGCCAUGGGCUUUUCGAGAGCGAUGAAGAGACGCUGCACCGUCAACAGAUUCUUCUUGGUGAGACGGGGUAAUACGAGUGAGUAAUCGGAGCCGUGCCGGAUCUCUGUGUCUUGUCAGAGCUGGAUUCCAUCAUCAAGGAGUGGAUAUACGAAGUCGGCGUGAGUCAGGGAAUGGCCGAGGAGGAGGCAAGGCAAGCUGGUGGCAAGAUCUUCACCUUCGGCUCGUACCGCCUCGGUGUUGUGUCGCCCGGCUCCGACAUCGACACUCUCUGUGUCGCUCCGACUCAUGUGUCACGGGAUUCCUUUAACACCCUUCUGGCGGCCAAGCUAUCCCAACACCCAAGCGUCAGGAAGGUGCAGCCUGUGCCGAAUGCAUUCACGCCGGUGAUCAAGCUGAACUACGAUGGCAUUGACAUCGACCUGCUCUUUGCGAAUCUCCCGAGGCCGACGAUCCCUCCGGAGAUGGAGGACCUCGACGAUGACAACAUCCUGCGCAAUCUAGACGAGAAGACCGUUCGGUCUCUCAACGGCUGUCGAGUCGCUGACAUGAUUCUCAAGCUAGUCCCGAACAAGGAGAACUUCAGGAUGACACUACGCUUCAUCAAGCUGUGGGCGCGUAAUAGGGGAGUCUACUCAAACGUCAUCGGGUACCUGGGGGGCGUCUCGUGGGCACUGCUGGUCGCAAGGGUAUGUCAGCUGUACCCCAAUAUGUCUCCAAGCCAGCUGGUCCACCGCUUCUUCCGUGUCUACGCGAAGUGGUGAGGCACGCUCCGUGUGCAUCUCCACCUUUGACUUCGUGUAUGUGCCUUAUGCCCCAGGAAUUGGAAGAUCCCUAUCUUGCUGACACGUGUGAAGGAGCCGCAGAGCUCGCCUGGCUUGAUGGGAUUCAGGGUCUGGAAUCCCAAGGUGAACCCAGCAGACAAGCAACACCUGAUGCCGAUCAUAACGCCUGCGUUUCCAAGCAUGAACUCGACUCACAACGUGACGUUGACGACUCUGCGGGUGAUGAAGGGAGAGUUUGAGAGGGGGCACGAGAUAGCUGACAACGUCAACAAGGGACACGCAACGUGGAAUGACAUCCUCCAAGAGGCAGACUUCUUCCGGUCUGCCAAGCGCUUCCUCAUGAUUGAGAGUCUGGCCAAGACAGAGCAGGCACGAAAAUUGGGUCUCAAUCAUUGGUCCCAUUGGUCUUGUGUUUGCAUGUAUGUUCAGGUCCACCGAAAGUGGCACGGGUGGAUUGAAUCAAAGCUUCGUUUCCUGAUCAAGGCCCUCGAGCAGAUGGCCAACGUGGAGGUUCAUCCCUGGCCUAAAUCAUACGAUUUGCAGGUUCGCGAGCACUCCAGCUUUUCUGCAGACCAUCGAUCAACGAUUGUACUUCGCUACGCAUGCAGGAUGAUGAGUGGGAGUAUGCGACUGCGAUGUUCAUCGCUCUCAUUCCGAAGAGCAACGCGACGAUUGACAUGAGACGGCCAAUGACGGACUUUUGCGAGAUGUUGUACACUUGGGAGGUGAGUCAAUGAUUCCAGUGGUGUACUUAUGGAGUACUGGCUUCUUGGCUGAAUGCUCUGGUGAACAGGAUAUGAGCACGCAUUCCGACGCCGCCCAAGUCCGAUUCAAAAGCCUGAAAAGGUCUGAGCUUCCGCACUCGGUCUUCCCCAGAUCCUCAGCCGAUGAAGAGGCCGCUGGAGAUGUGGCAGCUGUAGCGCAGGAUGGCGAAGUCACUUCCGCUGUAGCGGGGGUCCAACGCAACUUCUCCGGUGACGAAGUAGAAAUUGCCCGGCCUGCCAGCCCCAUCGAGAAUACUGAAGGUGAGGGUCUAGACCGAUGCAACGCAAAUUUCCAUCUUGUGCCAUUUUCUUUUCUCUCAGAUGUUAGCGUCCGUCCUGAAAAGAGGCCUCGUGUAACCGAAGCGUCGCAUGGCGAAACCGCGAGACAGGCUGCGCAAUGUCAGUGCCCAGAAACAGCGAGUAUCGGAAAAACAUGCUCACUUUCUGAUAUCGUUGCCUGUCCAGUCGAUUUCGUGAGCCAAGACAAUAGCGGCAAGGUGGUAGUUGCGGCCGGGCGCCGCCUUGCUGGUCGAGUGAAAAAGAGGCUAGUAGUUAGGCUUUCGAUGAAAGAAUCACCGAUGUGAAUCAUGUCCGUGCAAGUCGUCCGCACUCAUCCAUUGACACGCACAGAGGAAUCACUGUGCAGCGUGUCAUGAUCGUAUGUGUGAACGUCCUACUACAUGGAGUUUCAUC